Messenger RNA from Acyrthosiphon pisum (pea aphid), 782 nucleotides. Its product is annotated as dynein heavy chain 6, axonemal-like. The transcript is spliced from 2 exons. Gene Ontology annotation, cellular component: dynein complex. Gene Ontology annotation, biological process: microtubule-based movement. The record is from RefSeq and is a predicted model, not a curated record. Gene Ontology annotation, molecular function: dynein light intermediate chain binding; ATP binding; dynein intermediate chain binding. The coding region runs from base 52 to 642 and encodes 196 amino acids. NCBI's taxonomy places the organism in Eukaryota, Metazoa, Arthropoda, Insecta, Hemiptera, Aphididae.
CAUUCAUGUGAAAAAAUUAAUAUUCAUGAAUCUCUUCUUUUAUUGUAGACGAUGGGUAGAUUCUUUUCUGGCUUAGCUCAAUCGGGAUCUUGGUGUUGUUUCGACGAAUUCGACCGGGUAGGGAUUGAAGUACUAUCGGUCAUCGCGCAACAGCUAAUCACUAUCACGAAUGCAAAAUUGACUAAUGCCAAUAAGUUCACAUUUGAAGGUCGAGAGAUUAGACUUAUCAGGACAUGUGCAGCAUUUAUAACGAUAAAUCCAGAAUAUUCUGGGAGAAGCCAACUACCCGAUAAUCUACAAACAUUGUUUAGAUCUGUGGCAAUGAUGAUACCAGACUAUAGUUUAAUUGCCGAGGUUCUAUUGUAUUCCGAAGGGUUCAAGUUGUCAAAAAUGUUGUCUCAUAAAAUAGUAAAAAUGUAUCAAUUGUGCAGUGAACAGCUUUCCAUUCAAAACCACUAUGAUUUUGGAAUGAGAGCUAUAAAAAGUGUUUUAGUAAUGGUGGGCUUGUUGAAACAAGAAAAUCCUCUCAUUGAAGACAAUUUAGUCGUAAUUAAAGCAUUGAGAGAUAGUAAUUUACCGAAAUUUCUAAAAGAUGAUGCCAUAUUAUUCAAGGUAUGGAAUACAAUUUUAAAUUGCCAUUGAAACAUAAUGUACAAAAUAUAAUAACUUUAGGAUAUAUUAAACGAUCUAUUUCCCGGAGUUUUUUUACCAGAACAAGAUUAUGAAAUAUUCCUAUCGACUGCUAAAGACGUGAUGGAAAGUGAAGGCUAUCAAAUUAAAGA